Messenger RNA from Parascedosporium putredinis, 1239 nucleotides. Lineage: Eukaryota; Fungi; Ascomycota; Sordariomycetes; Microascales; Microascaceae. The record is from the annotation of a GenBank genome assembly.
AUGAUAAAAGGACGAUUCGCCGAAAAUGUCGACGUCCCGCUGUUCAAAUCGAAGCUCCUGGACGCCAAGUUCAAGGAAUGGGUACGAUACAUGGACGACACCCAAGACGGACACCCCGGGCGGAAGCUAUGGCAGUCGUAUUUCGCCUAUCAAAUUCGCACCCGGUCCUGUGAAGCCUCUCGCGACGUGGAACACCUGCGAGCCAUCGUUUCGAGGCUAACGAGCCACACGGGACGAGACUUUGACGAGAUCAACGAGGCUAUUUCCCGCCUAACGGUCGAGCGCCACAUACGGCUCCAGAUGCUAAGGCUCAGUUUUGACGAUAAUGACCUGAAUCUCAUGUCCGCGGCCGCGUACGUGGGGUGCCUCGACCUCGUGGAGAAGCUCCUCGACGCAGGCCACUGGCCUACCAAGGAUACUGAGAUCUUCCCAUCCGCCAUGUACGCCGCAGCGUGGGGAGGGCAUGCUCACAUUCUCGAACGGAUCCAAGAGCGCCUGCCCGACCUAGAUAUCUACGGCCACGACUGUACGCGCUGCUUUUGGCGCGGAAAGGUCGGGCCCGGCUCCCCUAGCCGCGGCUCGUCGAGGGAAUCUCGAGCUUGUUCAACUCGCCGUGUAUCCCCCAUCUCGCACAAACGCUUCCUGUCCGGACACGUCCACCUUUAUGCCGGCAUGUCGCGUGGCUUCGUUGUCGUGGAUGGGCCGGGGCUAGACCUUUACGCGGCGAAGAGGGCCGCCGCGACCCCGGAGACAUGGGACUUUCUCAACUCCUUCUUUGCGAAGUGGCCCAAGAAGGAUGGCAUAUACUGUGGUGCCGACCUAGAUCCUUCACUAGAUCUGCUUCGGCAGGCCAGAUGGGGCCACGCGCGUAUGGUGGAACACCUCCUGAGCAUUGGCGUGGAUGUCGAGUACUCCGAUUCAUCUGGCCCGGCGUUGAUGCAGGCAGCAAGAGAAGGUCACAAGGAUGUCGUAGAGAUUCUUUUAGCGGAAGGCGCCGAAAUUGACUGCAAGGAUAAGAAGGGGUCGACGCCCCUCGGCACGGCGGAGACGCUCCGCGUGGCCGUGGUCCGGGAGGAUACAGUAAUGGUGGAGCUUCUGCUAGAUAAAGACAUCGCGUCUCGCCGACGUCGGUCGGAUGUCCUCAAGGUGGCGGUGGAUGAGGGGCUCGAGUCGAUGGCGGACCUUCUUCGACAACACGGGGUCACUCCGCCCGCGGCAGAUAGACGGCUGAGCCUUUGA